This is a messenger RNA of Quercus robur (English oak), 933 nucleotides long. RefSeq lists its product as uncharacterized. Bases 1 to 933 code for a protein of 310 amino acids. The record is from RefSeq and is a predicted model, not a curated record. Lineage: Eukaryota; Viridiplantae; Streptophyta; Magnoliopsida; Fagales; Fagaceae. The transcript is spliced from 3 exons.
AUGUCAAACGGGGAAAGGAAAUUGACGGUCCGUGAAUUUCUUCACUGUUACCGUCCAGACGAGAUUUCUGGAUCAAGGGGGAUGUACAGUUUUGCCAGUCGGAGCCCCUUGUUGAAGGUGAUCUUUGAGACCCCAGACUCAAAUAGAGACUGGAAGAGUCGGUACUUCUUCCUGGAGGGUGAUAGAUGGAUGAACCAUCCAGGGGAGACGGAGUUCAUGCCCGUCGACACAACUUGGGCAGUUAUAAAUCAGACACGUAGACGGCGCCCACAAGUCAGCCUCGAGGAGUUUAGCUUCCUUGAAAAGGUUUGCAAGAAGACUACGCCGGAGGAAAGGACUUGGGCGAAGUUGGUGAACCCGAGGACCAUACAUUGGUACUGCGACGGUCCUGAGCCCACCCAAGAAGCGAUAAGAUACGACGAGCGAGUUCACAAACAGAUGGAUGACGCAAAGAGGAGAGCUUUGAUCAAGUCCCAAGCCGUCAAGAAGAGGGAAUCCGGCGAGGAGGUUCCUAAGGCAUCAGCUUCAGUCCCUAAAAGGAAACUGACGACAAAAUCCGACCGUCCCUUUAAGCAACCAAAGGUCUCUCUUGAACCUGUGGUUGGCUUAAUGGCUGAGGGUAACAAGGCCGUCACCCCAGCGAAGCAGGGGAAGGGCAAAGGAUUGAUGGCGGUCCCAGACGGUAAGCAAGAGAGACCUCCUUCCCUUCUUCGUGAUGACUCCAAGUAUGCAUUGGAGAAACUGUCGUCCAUCAUCACGGCAGAAGACUAUGAAGACCUGGGAAACCAUUCGACGGAGGCCAUGGGGGAGACGGGCCUCUUCGCCGUCGCUCAGGUUGGUUAUGUUUGUCAAAUAAGUUUUUGUUUUUCAUUCUUCCUGUUACUUACAUUAUGUGACGGUCUCUUUUCUACUUGCAGUCCUUGGUCACGAUGA